UUGCAGAUACCACAUUAAUUAGGCUUUUAGAAAAGAAAAAAAAAAAAACUAAGAAAAUUUUAUUUCCUGAUGUGCUUGUGUUCAUUUUGACAGCAUUUGCAUGGCAUUACAAUUUCUUGACUGAAAGACAUAGAAAGCGAGAUAGCGAACCAGGGAUUCUGGUUGAAUGAAGAGACACACCCUCUACUGGUCACUCCACUUGUCAUCUACAGGAAGGAAGAAAAUGACAUGGAUACUGACUUUGACAAAACCACAAGUUUUAGGCCAAGACCUUGCAUGAUGUCCAACAAAAAUAUAAUAAAACAACAAACUAAUGCCCAGUUCUGCUACUUCCACAGCACACUUAUGGGCUCCAGCAGAAGAUGUAUCGCAAAGUGGAGGAAAAGGCAUCUGCAACCCUCAAAGACUCUGCUUGUUUUAUUCCUGGCCAUCAGCUUUAUCUACAGUUGGUUGCUGGUGGUUAAUAAACCACAACAUCUGAAUGGCAGCAAUGUAUCACUCCCAAAUAAUAUCACCAUCCUGUUAUGGCACUGGCCGUACGGCACCCGGUACAGCCUUGCAGGGGACGUGUGUCUGAGGGACUACGGCAUCUCUGGAUGUGUGCUAGUGGACAAUCGCACUCUCUAUGAGAGCGCCGAUCUAGUGGUCUUUCAUCACUUUGAGCUGAAGCUGCAUAAACAGCACCUUCCAGUGCAUCUCCGUCGGCCCGCCAAACAGAGGUGGGUAUGGCUUUCUUUAGAAGCACCACAAAACAACAGCAACUGGUCACCGUACAACAACCUUUUCAACCUUACCAUGUCAUAUCACUCUCAUGCUGACAUCACUGUGCCCUAUGGGAAGCUGUUACAGAGAAAGAAACCAGGUCUAGACUUAGUUAUCCCAAAAAACAAGAGUUAUGACGCCUGUUGGGUGGUUAGCAACUACCAAAAACGGCACAAGAGGAGCGCAGUGUUCCAGGAGCUAAACAAGAACCUCAAUGUGCAACUGUAUGGCCUUUCCGCCAAAAAACCUCUACCGAAGGAGGCGCUGCUUCCAACGAUUUCACGCUGUUAUUUCUACCUAGCCUUUGAGAACACACAGUCUCCGCAAUAUAUCACUGAGAAGCUCUGGAGAAACGCUUUCCAGGCUGGGACCGUGCCCGUGGUGCUGGGACCGCCACGCAGAGACUAUGAAGCCGUGGCGCCUCCGAAUUCCUUCAUCCAUGUGGAUGAUUUUAAAUCAAUUAAGGCCCUGGCUGAGUAUUUGAGAGGCCUAACUAAAGAUCCAGAGAAGUAUAAUGCAUAUUUAACCUGGAGGCAAGACUAUAUGGUCAAAUUAUAUACAGACUGGAGAGAACGAUUGUGCAAUAUCUGUCCCAUAUACGGACAACUUCCAACUCAAAAGGUUUAUGAGGAUUUGAGAGCAUGGGCAAAAUGGUAGUUUUUUUAAGGGGCCCUUCACACAGAACACGUUUUAGCAUAAAAAAAAAUAAAUAAAAAAAAAAGUCUGCAGACUUUCGAAAAGUUGAAUUUCUUUCAGCUUGAGAGAUCUGGUUUUAGAAUAUGGUCAUUCGCAAAAUGCUGCAAAAGAUGAAAGACAAGAGCGCAAUGUUCAAUGACGUUUGUCUUAGUGCGUGCAUAGAAAAACUACUGAAAAAAAUUGAAUGCAAAAAUACAAGUUCUAGAGAUGGGUGUUCGUUUGUUUUUUUUUUAAGUUGAACUUCUUUUAACAUAACUGUUGCAUUUUUGGAACACUAGUGCUUCAAAAAUUGCGAGAUGCAAGCAUGGUUAAAGGUCAAAGAUGUCCAUCUAGAGCAUGUUUACAUAGGAAAAAAAAUUGAAAGGCAACGCAGUGGAAAGCAAAAAUGCGAGAAACAGGGUAGUGCAAUGGGGGGGGGGAUGCUUAGUGGAACUUUUAUCUUGAGCACUGCGUUUUUAGAACAUGUCGUUGGUGAGAUGCUGCAAAAGAUGGGAGACAAACAGUCAAAGACGUCUAAUAGCGCAUGACAGAAAUGCAAUUGAAAAGCAGCAUAAAGCAAAAAAUGCACAAAAAACAAGCAACAGGGUAGUGGAAUGAAAAAAAAAAAAGCACGGUGUAGACUAUUUGAGAGCUGCGUUUUUAUAAUGAUGUCUCAUGCUAAAUGCGAAUGCAAAGACGUCCGUCUAGCAUGUUUAAAUAGAAAAUCUGUGGAAAAACAGUGCAGCGGAACGCAAAAACGUGAGUCACAAGGUGAAAAACCGAAGUAUCAAAAGACCAUUUUUAGAACACAGUGCAGUAGAACGCGAAAAAGUGUUCUAGGCGAGUUGUCCCAAAGCGGCCAUUCACACAGGAUGCUUUUUAAGUUUAAAAACAGCCAAACGCAGAACAGUGGAAUGGGGAAAAAAAGCCAAGUCUAAAUACAUGCUUUUUUAAAAGUUGAACUUUUUAACUUGCGGCACAUUUCGAGUAAUGCGCAAAAUGCUGAAUAAAACAUGAGCACAAUGGGCAAAAUUGUGUCCAUCUAGCACACGCUUACAUAGAAAAACAAUGGGAAAGCAGUGCAGUGGAAGGCAAAAACGUUCUGUGUGAAUAGCCACUAAGCACUUUACAGGCUACAUGACGCAAUAUUUUAUUUGAAUUCAUACUGACAGCAUCAGCAGCACCAUUUAUGUAUAAAUAAAGCAUCACGCAUUGGUGUGCACCUGUGCAAGCAUAAAAACACAGAAGUUCUAUUGCUAUCCAAGCUGCUGGGGCCAUGGUGCCAAACUGAAACCGCAAUGUGCAAACCUUGCUUCCUCUCCUGUCAACAUGCUUAUAUAUCCUGUGUACAAGGAUUCUUGAAGGUCGGAACAAAUAUUUGCAAGCAAACCAGCAAAAUUAUAAAAUAGGUUUUUUUAAAACUGGUGGGUCAUACAUUUUUGGUUAGUUUGCGCCAUAUCAAACAUGCUUUUUUUUUUUUUUUUGCAGUGAAUUGUCAGUUUAGAUUUUGGUUCGGUGUUGGAUCGCCAGUCGAUAUACAAUAAAACAUCUGGAUCCUGAAACACCGUUUUAAACCAAGAUACUUCAUCUGUAAAACAAGUGUUAAGAGCAACAGGUUGAUUAAGUCCCAGAAACAAACAAGUAGUGACUGUCAAUGGAAAUGGUUUAAUUGCUACCCAGUGAUAUUGUAUGUGUUGAGCAGAGUUUCAAUAAAUUAUCAAAUAUGGCUUUCAUUUACAUUGCAUAGGGAUGAGCAUGCAUGAUAAACACACCAAAAAGAUAAGGCACACGACCUCCACAUAUAGGCUUCCAAACUGGCAGCAAAUUUCAUCCAUAAAUCACCCUGAUAAAAAGAUAUUACACCUAGAAUUAUUUUCCAAUUGGAGAUGGGAGAGUGCAAGCAUUUAGAGAAAAAAAAGAACAGUGACUGAUGUCCUUUGCAAACCAUCUAAAAAAAGGUCUCCAAAUUAUAAUUUAAAAAAUCCAUCUCUUUAAAAAUCAAGUAAUUAGUCAAAAUACAAGAUCUAAGUCUUGAAUUUGCUGCCAGUUCACAUAGAAAUGUGGCGGGAAAACUACAAAGUAUGAAGACAAAUAUGGAAAUAUACUUUGGAAAUCAUCAAAUAUU
This is a messenger RNA of Sinocyclocheilus rhinocerous, 3562 nucleotides long. RefSeq names its product fucosyltransferase 7 (alpha (1,3) fucosyltransferase) (gene fut7). Bases 229 to 1419 code for a protein of 396 amino acids. Gene Ontology annotation, cellular component: membrane. Gene Ontology annotation, molecular function: alpha-(1->3)-fucosyltransferase activity. NCBI's taxonomy places the organism in Eukaryota, Metazoa, Chordata, Actinopteri, Cypriniformes, Cyprinidae. The record is from RefSeq and is a predicted model, not a curated record. The transcript has a single exon.